GUAGGAGAGAACCCACCCAUAAAUUAGAAAAUUAGAACUGAAGCACUCGCCGUCUAGACUUUCACACACUAGAUAAACAACUCGACGGCUUUGUGGAUUGCAUUACUUUAGCCAUUCUCAUUGAAUGUCAAACUAUUCAAUCCCACCCUGGGGGGCUACAAGUACAAAGUCUUAGAAGCUCAAGAUGAUUUGCGCUUGUUGUCGUUUUGUCCUUGGGACACAGCAAGACUAUGGGCUGAUUACUGGCAAUCGAGGCUGGAAAGACCCCGAAGAGCCACAUCAUCGCGACUGCAAGAGUUUGACCGCCUCCGUGGACGCCGGGUGUUACAUUUGCAACCGACUUUGGGCUGCUCUUGACAUGGAUGCGCGACAAGACAUCAGGCAACUGAGCGCUGAGUCGACGAAACGAGAAUCUACAGAAGAAACCGAGCCACCCCUCACGUCCGGGUUCUUAACCAAUGGAGCACAGUUUGCUUAUCCCUCCGCCUAUAUACUACACGUCGCUCUCGACUACAGUAAGGCAUCUCCAGUGAAGAAAAGCCCGCCGAAAGGGUUCGCUCGAGCUGAGAUCCUUCUUCUUCCGCAAGAAUUCUACGCAUCCCAGCAUAAAGUCGGAUCCCACUCCCGUAGUACUAGAUCCGACUAUACUUUCCUCGUCGCGCAGAGAUGGAUUUCGGAAUGCUUAGCUGAACACUCAAACUGCGGUGCCAAACCGCACUUAACCACGACAGCGCAGUGGUAUCCUACUCGCCUCCUUGAUACCGGACCGCUGGAGGAGGAAAGCUCUGGUUGUCGACUCACCCUCCCGAACAUCACGCCUGUCAAAGGUCCCUAUGCGACACUGAGUCAUUGUUGGGGUGUUGCUAAAUCCUUCAGUCUGACGACAGACAACUACACUCAACUGCUUCAAGACAUACCGCUCGACACGUUGCCCCAGUUAUAUCAGGAUGCUAUUGAGGCUACUCGGCGUCUUAAUCUCCGAUAUCUAUGGAUAGACUCGCUCUGCAUCAUUCAACAAGGCGACAAGUUUGUCGAUUGGAGAAAGGAGUCAGCGGAUAUGAAUAAGAUAUACUCGGGGUCCUUUGUUAAUAUAUCAGCGGCCGAUGCGCCAGACGCAAAUCACCCCCUUUUCCAUGGUCGCAAUCCGGAUGCAUUUUGUUCACAUACCAUAGACCUUCCCGUCGACUCCAAGGAUACACGAUUUCUGGUCCAGGAUUACGGCUUUUGGAGAACAGAAGUCUCCAAUGCAGUCAUAAAUACGAGAGCCUGGGUUCUUCAGGAAAGACUGCUAUCGCCGAGAGUGCUGUACUUUGGCCAACGUCAAAUCCUGUGGGAGUGCCAGCAGAAGGAGGAUGCCGAGAUCUAUCCUGAAGGCUUGCUAAUCGACCUAUCCAGAUUUCCCAGUAGAAUCAAGGGUUUUGGCAACAGCCUGGUCGGUUGGAGGCCUCGGGAUCAUGGCCAAGUCUCGAAGUAUCAUUACUGGUGCAACAUCGUGAAAGCCUACACCAGAGCUAAACUUACCUUUCCUGGCGACAAGCUGGUGGCUCUUUCAGCUGUUGCGAAGACGGUCAGGGAAUUGCUUGAAGAUCGUUACGUUGCAGGGAUGUGGCGCCGCUAUCUAGAGCGGGAACUGCUGUGGACUGUUGUUCCUAACGAGGCACAAGCUAGGCCGUCAGCCUAUCGGGCCCCAAGUUGGUCUUGGGCGGCGGUAGAUGGACAGAUCACUCCAGCUAUUAUGGACCCCGAAGCGGUAGAGGUGUUGAUCGAGGUGCAGGAUCUACAUCUUGACUAUGUUACGAGCGAUACAACGGGCCUGAUCAGCGCGGGGUGGCUACGGCUCUGGGGAGUCCUCAAGAAGGUCGAGCUCCUGCCCGAUGCCACACUCGGCAUUCAUGGCAACAUUCAUCGUUCCUUGAUGAUGGUCGUCAACGACGUUCCAGUCAGUGUUCGUGCAGACUCGGCUAUGAUGGAGUAUCAGCCCCAUGUCUACUUUGAUGACAGCCAGGAGUGGGCCAGCAUUCAGAAUCAUCGGCCGAAACUGUUUUGUGUGCCAGCUGGAAGAAGAACAGGCAAUGAUGGGAGUAUCUACGUCUUGUUAUUGCAGCUUCAAGAUAGGAAAGAGGGCAUCUUUCGGCGCAUUGGGAUUGCCCGCGGUUGGGGCAAGGAGUUGAGGGAGAGCUUGCUGGUGCGUAAUGCAAAAGAGAGAACUUUGCCAUGCGUCAAAUACGAAGAAGGCCGACACCUAGUUCAGAUUGUUUAGUUGGGCUAAGGUAGUCUGCUGAGGCAACUAGACAGUGCACUGGGAACAAGACGAGAUGAGCAAGCACUUUCGCAGUCAAGUACAACAUGAAGGCUUCACAGGCAUCUACAAAUAGAGAAUUGAG
Messenger RNA from Colletotrichum godetiae, 2384 nucleotides. RefSeq names its product heterokaryon incompatibility protein-domain-containing protein. Lineage: Eukaryota; Fungi; Ascomycota; Sordariomycetes; Glomerellales; Glomerellaceae. Bases 185 to 2260 code for a protein of 691 amino acids. The record is from RefSeq and is a predicted model, not a curated record. The transcript has 2 exons.